Messenger RNA from Numida meleagris (helmeted guineafowl), 2772 nucleotides. RefSeq names its product gap junction gamma-1 protein-like. Gene Ontology annotation, biological process: cell communication. The transcript is spliced from 3 exons. NCBI's taxonomy places the organism in Eukaryota, Metazoa, Chordata, Aves, Galliformes, Numididae. Gene Ontology annotation, cellular component: connexin complex. The record is from RefSeq and is a predicted model, not a curated record. The coding region runs from base 756 to 1931 and encodes 391 amino acids.
GCGGGUUCGGGUCCCCGGUGCUCGGGGCCGGCCGAGCCCCCGUGCCGGCGUGCGCCCGUCGCCGCUGCGGGGUUCGGAGCAGAACAAUAGCGGCACGAGAGGUCUCCUGGAGCGGUCUGCAAAGCCCCGUCCCGGUCCCGGCCGGAGGGACGGGGACGGUGCUGCCCCAACGGCAGCGUGGCAAGAGAGAGGCUGGGACGCGUCCCCUCUGCUGCCCUCCCCGCCGUGCCGUGCCCGGCCGACCCCGCCGCCUGCCGCCCUUGCAUCAGCCCCACGCCAGCAGCCGGGCGGUGCGCUGUCUCCUCGAGGCUUCGACCAGAAGCUGCCGUGCUUUCCCCGCAAUUUCCUCCCCGACAUCUGGCGUCAGCUGCAACUUUGUGCAAUUCCCUGUCCGCCUCGUGCUGCCCCUUGCCGUCACCCUGGUCCCUCGUGCUCCACUUCCCUCGCCGUGGCCGGUGCCACGGGGUGUGACAUCGCCAAGGGACCAGGUGGCAGGCGAGUGCCUGGCUCCGCUGGGCUGUCCCCUCGCCUGCCAGAGCUGGCACUGCCCUGCUCCCCUGUUUACCCUGGCCACGGUGACUCUUCCCCCAGAUACGUCCUAUCCGGGACGGUGAGUGUCCCGGCUCUUCCCCUACUCCACACAUCCUGGCUGGUGGCAGAAGGGGAGGAGGCGCUGGGGACUGCUGGUGCCCCAACUCCGAUGCUAUCUGGAGUCUGGGCGUCACUGGUGGGGCUGAGCCGACUGCCUGGCCAGGAUGAGCUGGAGCUUCCUGACACGGCUCCUGGAGGAGAUCAACAACCACUCAACCUUCGUGGGCAAGAUCUGGCUCAGCGUCCUCAUCAUCUUCCGUAUCGUGCUGACGGCCGUGGGGGGCGAGUCCAUCUACUAUGAUGAGCAGAGCAAGUUUGUUUGCAACACGCAGCAGCCGGGCUGCGAGAACGUCUGCUACAACGACUUUGCCCCGCUCUCCCACGUCCGCUUCUGGAUCUUCCACAUCAUCAUGGUGGCCACCCCGUCCGUGCUCUACCUGGCCUUUGCCAUGCACCGCAUCGCCCGCAUGCCCGAGUCCUCACGGCGCCGGGCACCGGCAGCUCAGCGUGGCCGCAUGCCGGUGGUGCGGCGUGGAGCCGGGCGCGACUACGAGGAGGCAGAGGACGAUAACGAAGAAGACCCCAUGAUCUUCGAGGAGAUCGAGGUGGAGAAGGAGAAGGGCGCUGAGGGCGGCGAGAAGCACGACGGCCGGCGCCGCAUCAAGCAGGACGGGCUGAUGCGCGCCUAUGUGCUCCAGCUGCUGUGCCGCAUGCUGCUGGAGUCGGCCUUCCUCUUCGGGCAGUACCUGCUGUUCCACUUCAAGGUCAGGCCCUCCUACGUGUGCAGCCGCAGCCCCUGCCCGCACACGGUCGACUGCUUCGUCUCACGCCCCACCGAGAAGACCAUCUUCCUGCUCAUCAUGUACGCCGUCAGCGGGCUCUGCCUCUUCCUCAACAUCUGCGAGCUCCUGCACCUGGGCGUGGGGCGCAUCCGCGAUGCACUGAGCCAGCCCAGCAGCCCACCCGCCAGCAGCCCCGCGCCGCACUACGCCAAGAAGCCCCCCAGCGCGCCACCCACCUACCACUCGCUGAAGAAGGAGCCGCUGAAAGCCCCGCUGCCCGACGGCAAGCUGGACUACCGGGAGAACCUGGCCAACUCGGCGGCCGAGCGCUUCGCCCUGGCUGGCGCUCCCCGUGAGCACGAGCUGGAGCGGCUGCGCGAGCACCUGCGCUUGGCCCAGGAGCACCUGGAAAUGGCCUUCCACCUACAGCCGCCCCCCCGGCCCCCCAGCCCCUCGCGCAGCAGCAGCCCUGAGGCCAACGGCAUGGCUGCCAAGCAGAACCGCCUCAACCUGGCGCACGAGAAGGGCGGCGGCUGCGAGCGCAGCACGGGGCUGUGAGCAUCAAGGACGGACGGUGCGGGACAGUGAAGUGUCACCAGCGUGGGAUGGUGACGUGUAUCUGUCCGGUGGGGCUGCCCGGGGCGUCUCCAUCCCGGUGGGCAGCGAUGGGGACAGGGGCUUGGGGAAUCUUCCUUCACUGUUCUUAACUUUUUUUUUUAAAGGGAAUAUCUUAUUUUUGUACAUUUUUAUAAACUCGGCAGCGUGCACCCUGGCAUUUUUAUACACCCCUCCUGAAUCCCGCUCUGGGCCCACACCUCCCCUCCCUGUCUCCUGUUGUAUCCCCAUGUCCCUACCCACACCCCGUGCCUGCAGCACCUCCUGCUCGUGCCUGCCCUGUGCUCUCUGUGCACGUGCGGGUCACGACAGCAGUAAGGAUGCUCACACCGCACCCAGGUCCGGCUGGUCGGGCCACACCACAGGCUGGCACUGAGCCUGAAGCAGAGGUGACAGCAGGGACCUGGGAGAGACAUGUCCCGGUGGCACCGCUGCUUGGGGGUGCCCAUGCGGUAAGCACAUGCGGGUUGCACAGGGCCCCUCUCAGCUCCCCCUUGCCUUCCCCCUCUCUUGGCUGCUUCAUUUAGGGAGCACAGGGGUUUGUGUUUGUCCUUCCCGUCUCCUCCACUUCCCUGCCAGCAGCUCUGCUCGAGCUUUGGACCAAAGCUGUUCUGCUCCGGGCUGGUGUGGGGCUGGGAGCUCAGCGUGGGUCUGUGCAGUGCGCAGCGCGGGUCGGCAGGGAGAUACUUGGGCAUUCUGAUCAUCUCAUGGGUCACGUGGUGAAUUUUGUAGUGUUGUUUUGUACUCGGAUAAUUGUGACUUUUUUUUUCCUUUUUUUUUUUUU